AUGUCUGAAGCAUCAGCUCCCGCUCAACGCUUCGUCCCAGGCGCACCAGAACCAGCGCCGCUUUCAAAAGCCCAAAAGAAAAGGCGACGGGCAAAGAAGACUGACGGCGCUCAGGACGCCAACGAGGCGCCCGUCGCCGGUGCUGACCCUGUCUCCGCAACUGCAAGCAAUGCCCCCGAGCCCUCAGAGGCCCGUGAAGGGUCUUUGGCGCCCCCAGAGGUCCAGGUCGCAGAAUCGACUGGCUCACCCCUUCCCGAAGAGCAGGUCUUGCUCAAGCCGAGUCCAAUCGUCGAGCUUGUCACCAAGCGCUUAAAGGCGACCACCAAAAAGAUCACCCGCAUUUCUGGAUAUGCUGCGACCGACCCUGAAAAGUUGAACGAUGACCAGAAGCGAACCCUCAAGACCCUCCCUGCUCUCGAAGCCGUCCAGAAGGAACUCAGCGAAGUGAAGAAAGCAAUCGAAGUCCACGAAGCCGAACUCACCUCUGAGCUGGCGGUCAAACGAGCAGAAGCAGAGAGGGCAGAGAAGGGACGCAUCCAAUCGGCCGUCGAUACAGCUCAGAACAACUUGCUAUCGAAAACAUCGGACCUCUUGAACCUCCUCCGUGCUCGGUCAACUGUCGCAGGCGGUUACGCGGACCCUUCAGUCUUUGCAAACGAACUCGAACAUGCCGCCUUUUUCGCUCUUGUUGAUGCUAUCGUUGGUGAGGAUGGUGAUAGGAAACAAUCUGCUAUCACCGGUUUCUUGUUUGGCACUGGAGAAUUUGACGGAGUCCCUUUCACACGGAUAUCCGAAAUCUUGAAUCUCAUCUUGAACCCUCCCCGACCACCCACACCGCCGCCUGUUGUUGAACCCUCGAUAGUCAUGUCCAAUGAAGCAGAAGGUCCCGUUGUCGGUGUUCCCGGAACACCGGCGCCCGUUGGUGGUUUCCGCUUCAUGCAGGAGAGCGAGAUCGAGCCGUCUUUGGAAGAGGGUGCUGAAGAGCCUCAACAACCUGUCGCUGCGGAACCUACGGAAGACGCUCCACCUGCAGUUGUCAACGGCCAUGCCGCUCCAGACGCCGCUCCCGCCGUUGGGGGUGAUGGUUCUACUCUCGACUGGGCCGAUCACGAUGAAGCCGACUUGCCACCUAUCGAGCACUUCAAGGCUUCUGGCUCUGCUACCCCAGCUGAAUCCGCCGAUUCUCCACAAGACGCUGCUCCGGCUUCGAACGGCCAGGAGGAGGUCGAGGAAAUGGCCGUGGUCGUGGAGGCUACAGAGGAGAUCAUCGCGGAGGAUACCGAGGCGGAUAUCGCGGUGGUGAGCGUGGUGGAUACCGUGGUGGUGACCGAGGCGGCUAUAGAGGGUUCCGUGGUGGCGACCGUGGUGGUUAUCGCGGUCGUGGCGGAGGUGCUAGUGGUGAUUGGCGCGCUGAUGGCGAGCGUCGCGGACGAGGACGUGGGCGUGGAGGACCACAUGGCCAGUUCCCCAGGCCUCAAACACCUCAAACUAAUCCUGUAG
Messenger RNA from Coprinopsis cinerea okayama7#130, 1500 nucleotides. RefSeq lists its product as hypothetical. Lineage: Eukaryota; Fungi; Basidiomycota; Agaricomycetes; Agaricales; Psathyrellaceae. Bases 1 to 1500 code for a protein of 499 amino acids. The record is from RefSeq and is a predicted model, not a curated record. The transcript is spliced from 9 exons.